AAUGACGCUUUAGUCUUCCUGAUACCUAGGAUCCGUCGACAUGAAUUUCGUCGUCGUAGUACAUGGAGGUGGAGCCAGCAGUAUCGCCAAGGACCGCAAAGAGCGGGUGCGACAAGGCAUCAUCCGAGCUGCGACCGCGGGUUACAACAUCCUCAAGGAGGGAGGGAGCGCAGUUGACGCUGUGGAAGGAGCCGUGACCGUCCUGGAAGAUGAUCCAGAGUUCAACGCAGGUUGUGGAUCUGUCUUGAACACAAAUGGUGAAGUUGAAAUGGAUGCUAGUAUCAUGAGUGGAAAAGACCUGUCUUCAGGAGCCGUGUCUGCAGUCCAGUGUAUCGCAAAUCCCAUUAAACUGGCACGGCUUGUUAUGGAAAAGACACCUCAUUGCUUCCUGACUGACCAAGGCGCAGCAAAAUUUGCUGCAGCCAUGGGGAUUCCAACAGUACCUAGGGAGCAGCUAAUAACAGAGAGAAACAUAAAACACCUACAAAAAGAGAAGCAGGAGAAAUGUGCUCAGAAACCAGACCAACAAAAAAACUUGGGAACCGUGGGUGCUGUUGCCUUGGACUGCAAAGGAAACGUGGCGUACGCAACCUCGACAGGGGGCAUCAUAAAUAAAAUGGUUGGCCGAGUUGGGGACACGCCGUGUAUAGGAUCUGGAGGUUACGCUGACAAUGAAAUUGGAGCCAUUUCAACAACAGGGCACGGGGAAAGCAUCCUGAAGGUGAAUCUGGCCAGACUCACUCUCUUCCACGUAGAACAAGGAAAGACGUUAGAAGAGGCUGCUGACCUGUCAUUGGGUUAUAUGAAGUCAAAGCUCAAAGGUUUAGGCGGUGUCAUCUUGGUCAGCAAAGCAGGAGACUGGGCAGUAAAGUGGACCUCUGCAUCCAUGCCCUGGGCGGCCGCCAAGGACGGCAAGGUGCACUCUGGCAUUGAUCUCGGCGAGACCUGUACCACUGACCUGCCCUGAGCCCCUGGAAGACUGUAUUCUAGAUGCUAGCUUGGAGGUAAAGUACAGUUUUCUGUUGUAGAGACUUAGCUUCCUCAAUUAGAUCUAGAAAUGGAAAAAUUCUAUAGUCUGUCACUCA
Molecule: messenger RNA, 1085 nt
Organism: Rhinolophus ferrumequinum (greater horseshoe bat)
Lineage: Eukaryota; Metazoa; Chordata; Mammalia; Chiroptera; Rhinolophidae
Gene: ASRGL1
Product: asparaginase and isoaspartyl peptidase 1
Exons: 6
Coding region: 41-967 (308 amino acids)
Molecular function (GO): asparaginase activity
Source: RefSeq, a predicted model, not a curated record